Xiphias gladius (swordfish) is the source of this 3429-nucleotide messenger RNA. Its product is annotated as mediator of RNA polymerase II transcription subunit 12. Bases 910 to 2508 code for a protein of 532 amino acids. Lineage: Eukaryota; Metazoa; Chordata; Actinopteri; Istiophoriformes; Xiphiidae. The transcript has 3 exons. The record is from RefSeq and is a predicted model, not a curated record. Gene Ontology annotation, cellular component: nucleus.
CCCCCUGAGUGACGUCAACAGAAAGCGACUGUGCUCGGUUUGUGUAUCGGCUGCUGAGCUAACAGCUGCAGCAAUCGUGUUUUGGUUUGUUUUGCCUCCCAUGUGCCGUUAUCAUGAGGUAAGAAACACAACAAGCCGUCGGCUUUCUCUUCAUUUCCGCCCAGUUGCCGCUGGCGAUUCAGAUGAAGCUGCUACCUCACCACAGGCUGUGGUCAGCCGCUAGCUAACAGCUAGCUCCAUUGCAAGAUCAGCACCUAAUGUAUGCGGAAUGCGCAAUCAUUGCGGAUGUGGUGCAGAAAAAAAUGCGCAUCGAUGCGACAGAAUACAGAAGUCGGCAGAAGUCACUGACAAAUACGAACGUGGCUGUUUUAAAAUGCUGUCGUAAGCAGUGUUAUGUUUUGUUGUUGCAUUUCAGCUCGGGGGGCGAUUCUCUGCCUCGAUGAUGCUUCUCACUGUAAAACAGCUGGACGUUCAGAUGUAGCUCUCAGCCUGCUCCAGGUGUUUCCACACAGUGCACAGAUGUUCUCAGAACAUAUACACGUACAUGGAAAUGACAGAAAUGGCUUUAAGCGGCUGCAGCUAGCUAGAAAAGUCUCUGGACUUCAUGCUCCAGUCAUAUACAACAUGAUUGUCUCUCACUGAGCUGCAGCAGUGACUUUAUUAUUUUGAAGACUAGUGCUUAAAAAACCCCCCAUCAUUUACAGAUAUUUUAAUUUUUACUCUGUGUUUCCUAAGAAAUCACCCCAUAGUGUGUGUGGCAGCUAAUAAUUAUUCGAUGCAGUACACCGAAGAGUUGUAAUGUCUUUAGCAGCAGGUUCAGAUAUACCUUAAACUCAUGUUAAUGGGGAAGCGGCUGUCAGGAUCAGAAUUGGCCCACCAGUCAGUUCUGCUGUAAAUCAGGUCUGACCCAUGACUGAGUACUACGAGGAGGGGGGGCUGCUGUACGAGCAAUCACCUCCCAUGCACAUCAAAGUGGAGUCUCCGGAGGGACCCUUUGGAGGGGGAGCCUCAGAAAACGGCUUCCCCAGGGAGGAUGAGGACUCGGAGGGCAGCUGUGACCAGAACAGUGGAUUACCUGGGGGGCUCCCCUUCAACGUGGUAGUGGUGCAUCCGAACAUCAUGGCACCUGGCAUGUCCUCGGAUGACCUCUUGUCCAUUGAACAAAACAGAGCUAUGUCGGCUGCACUGGCUGCUGGUGGUGCCGGAAAAAGAAAGAGUCGUUUCAGUGGAGCAGAGCUGGAGGUGUUGGUGUCAGAAGUUACUCGGUGCGAGGGAGAGCUCUUUGGUCCUGCGGGGAGGCUCCGGCGGCGGGAGAGAGAGCGCAUCUGGGCAGGAAUCCUAGAGAGAGUCAAUGCUGUGUCCAGAGUCCCACGUACCCUUCGUGAGGUGAAGAAGCGCUGGGACGACUUGAAGAGGCGCAAUGGUGGUAGGCUGGCGGAUGCCCGCCACCGCAGCUGUUACCUGCCAUCCAGCAGAGGGGCCUCAAUGCUUGGACGGCCUUCCCAGCCAAGCCCCAGGCUUCAACAAGCCAGGCAAAAGCAAAACACCCGACCAAAGCCUAGUUUUCCAUGUUUCCCUGACUCUGAUACAGGUGUAGGCGUGGAAGGAUCAGAGAGAGAUGGGUUGGAGAAAGACGAGGACAAUCCUGAGCGUGAGAGAGACAUGGGAGAACCUGAGUGUGAACCAGUAGAGAACAGCAUGGAGGACAAAUUGGGAUUAGGACUGGGUCUGGGCAUUGGACCACCCCCUCCAUCAGAACGAUGGCUGCCUCCUUCCCCACUCUACAGUGCUCCAUUCCUCAAUGGCAGCCCUCAGCCAAGCAGUCCUCAGCCAUCACUUGGAGCACAGCAGGGUCCUCUUGAAGCCCCUCCGCGCAGCUCCUGGCUUGAAGAUGAGCUGCGAGGUUUAGGAGAAGCAGCAAUUCAACUGGGAAAUCGGGUAGAAAAGAGUCUGCGGGAGUUUGGGGAAGGUUUCAGACAGGACAUGAGAACACUUGUUGCUUCGCAAGAGGCAUUAGCAGUCAGUCUACAACAAAACAAUGUCCUUUUACAAAGGCUGUUAGGAGUGCUUGAGGCCCAGCAACAACCACAGCCGCAGCAACAUCGUGUACAACAAGCACACCAAUCACAGCCAUCUCAGCAGCACUUACAGCCACAGCCAGCUCUGCAGCAGCUGCAACAUAUAGAACCACAACAGCAACAGCAGCAGCAGCAGCAGCAACAAAAACAGCGGAUUGAAACACCACAGCAGUCACAGCUACAGCAUCAGCAUCAGCAGCAGUCACAUGUUGUACAACAACAGUCACAACAGCACCAAACACAAAUACAGCAGCAGCUGCAAGUCACCCAGCAUCCUAAUAAUCAGUCAGCUGUAUCGGUGGUACCUGCACCAUCGCCCCCUGACAUACAUGGCACUUUUCCCUCUGAUCCACCCACAGACACAAAUGGAAGUGUGCAGAGACCACGGCGAGGAAGAGCUGUUGAUCACAGGCGCAGAAGACGGCGCUGAGGAGAAAAUACCUAAAAACAUGCACAUCAUGCAUAUUUGGAGUUUCAAAAUGUGACAAGAAAUUAUGCUCUUUUUCUAUUGACAGUAUUUCUGUAAAAAUAAGCUGAGUUGUUUGGAGUUUUACUUCCAACUCCAAACCAGUGAUCCAUCUCGCGCUUAGGUUUGUCUUCGAAGAGGACUGAAAUAGAUCUGAAAAUUAGACACAUGAAAUAAUGGGGUGGCCUUAACAUUAGCGUGGUUCUUCAGACAUAUGUAUUGUGCUAAAAGACUUUGUGAGAAACAGUUUGCUCUGUGAAGUGACAACUUCACUCAUGCGACUUUCAAUACCCAGACAACAACAUACUGUAGGUGCUGAUGUUUAAUAUGCAUGUCACUGUACAUGCUUUGCAGCAGAGAUGCUCUUACUAGUUCAGUACUGUCUCAAUUCUCCCGAUACACUAACUACAUUGUCAUAAAGUACUUGUCAUCUGCGGUUGUUACCAUAUAUUGUAGUUAUACAGCUGUUGUAAUUACCUGCUAAUGUAUGCUUGUGCUUUUCUAACAGUUUCAUGGUACAUACUUUUCCAAAUUUGGUUGGACAAUAAAGUUAGACUGUGUUCUGUUCAGUGCGUUUUGAGACAAAAAUGUUACAUUUUUAAAAACUGCCUGUUUUGGUGAAAUGAAAAACAGAAAAAAAAAACAUCAGACAUAAACCUCACAGUAGGCUUCAGGCUUUAAAUCAUAUGUUUCUGGUGGAAUUUUAAAGCAUACAUAAGUAUGUAGGGGCUAUUUAUUAUAAUCUUGCAUGCAGUAUGAUGGAUGUGUUUGUAGAUAGUUGCUAAGAAACAGCAUAUGGCCAUCAUCCACGUAGUUUUGCACAAGCUAUAUUUUGUAGAUAGCUACUGUUCCGAUGAAAUGUAACUAAACUUUAAUAAAAGUCAG